ACCGCCUUCCGGUUACUGUUGCUAAGCAACUUGAAACAACACCGUGAUCUGUGGGCUAUUCCAACCAAACGCAGCAGAGUAUGUGUGCAGGUAGGACUGUGGAAGGUGCAGGAUGUGUAACCUGGUGGGGGUUCAGCCCUGCGCUAGACCUCCUCAAUGUAGGCCCAAGAAGACCGCAAGGGAAACAGAACAUUUUACUGGUGGGUAGUGGAGACCCCCGGCACAUUCUCAAAACCAUUGCUGGCCUGAAAGACACUGACACUCUGCAUGUGUGGGUGGUGGAGAACAGUCUGGAGAUAGUGGCUCGGCAACUUUUGCUCCUGUCUCUGGCUCUCUCUCCCCAGCACAGCAUGGGGCUCCACGAAAAGACGGAAGUGUUCUUGGAAGUGUUUGGGAACAGUGAGAUCCGCUGUCAGUCGGAGCAGAUACUUAAACGAACAGCGUCGCAGCUCUCUUCGGCUGUCACAGACACACUGAACUCUUCCCCCAACCCAUGCCUGGACACCACAAUGCUCAAGUUUAAGGACAGAGAUGAACUGGACAGGAUAUUCAAGCAAUGGAUCCACCCGCCCCCCUGUCAGCCCAUGUCAAAACUUUGGGACAGUCGAGUCCGUCACCACUUGGGCACCCGAUAUGACUCGAGACUGGGGUGCUUUGACUGGGAUCUCAACAUGAAACUGCAUCAGAUGGGUUGUGGCGUUAUUAGCAAACAGCAGUACGUCAGAUGGAGGGAAACGGGGGUGGCUUUUGAGAUGAGGGAGGGCCUUUAUCAAACCACCAAUCACAGCUUGCUCUCUACACGCAUAUUCAAUCGUAGGGGUGACAGGCUAGGAAUUCGAGGGUACUGGGGAGACAUUGUGUCUAGCCCCUAUCUUUCCUUUGGUAUUGAAACGGACAACAAGGCUCUACUCCAGAUACAGAAUGGGAAACACACCAAGACAGCCCAGGAUGUCUCCUAUCACAAUGUUCAGGAGCUGUUCCAGGCUCUCGCCUGCAGGAGUGACGUGCCCUCCAAUCAGCAAGGCACCCAGGAAAGACAGGGGCAAGACCCCUCGGCCAAUCAUAGAACCUCAUCACGUCUGCCAGAGGCCAGUCAGAGAUCUCCUGAUAAUGAGCUCUUGUGCUUAGACGGAGUGAAUGUGACUUUUCUGCCUGUGGACGCACUGUCAAAACUCCCAAACAAACAGAGGUUCUCCCGUCUCUUCAACACUAUAUAUUGUUCGGCCAGCUUGGUUCACCAGCUGGGUCCCUCGCUGAGACAGGUCACAGCCCCUGAUGCUGUUCUUGUGGUGGAGCUGGCCAAGUACUUGCUGGAACUUUCAAAGGAUCAAGUUAAGGGAUUUGCAGAGAAGGUGGAUGACAUUACCCGAGAGGCAGGGUUUGAGUCUGCAAAUGCAGAAAAGAGUGAUGUAUACUCAACAUACACACUACAAAAGGAGUGACAUCCCAUUCCUGUCCACUGCAUUGCACUCAAUUUCCAACCUCAUAUUAUUAUUAUUAUUAUUAUUAUUAUUAUUAUUAUUAUUAUUAUAUUAAUUGGUACCCUAAUCCUUAUCCUCCAGUUCCAUACCAGAUCUCCAUGCAUUAAUGAAACUGUGUGCGCAUGCAAAUGUCCAGUAUUCUGCUACCUACUGCUGGGAUAUUGACUCAGUCAAUGAAAUAAGCCGUUUUAUAUAAAGAAACAUUUCACAUAAACAGUUCCCAUGUGUGUUCAUGACUGCAAAUCAAGAAAAUGUCUAUUUUAUCUUCCAGAGCACAUAAAAUAAUGUUCAUUAGAAAUA
Molecule: messenger RNA, 1781 nt
Organism: Anguilla anguilla (European eel)
Lineage: Eukaryota; Metazoa; Chordata; Actinopteri; Anguilliformes; Anguillidae
Product: dynein assembly factor 3, axonemal-like
Exons: 12
Coding region: 81-1442 (453 amino acids)
Biological process (GO): motile cilium assembly; axonemal dynein complex assembly
Source: RefSeq, a predicted model, not a curated record